Molecule: messenger RNA, 1502 nt
Organism: Acipenser ruthenus (sterlet)
Lineage: Eukaryota; Metazoa; Chordata; Actinopteri; Acipenseriformes; Acipenseridae
Product: SWI/SNF-related matrix-associated actin-dependent regulator of chromatin subfamily B member 1
Exons: 9
Coding region: 73-1200 (375 amino acids)
Biological process (GO): regulation of transcription by RNA polymerase II; chromatin remodeling
Cellular component (GO): nucleus; nuclear chromosome
Molecular function (GO): transcription coregulator activity
Source: RefSeq, a predicted model, not a curated record
UUGUUCUGGAGCGCAUGCUUGUUGUGUAGUGUUCAACUCGCAUGCGCAGUGUAGGGCAUUGUUACAACCAAGAUGGCGUUAAGUAAAACGUUUGGCCAGAAACCGGUAAAAUUCCAGCUAGAAGAAGAUGGGGAUUUCUAUAUGAUCGGAUCAGAGGUAGGAAACUACCUGCGUAUGUUCAGGGGUUCCCUGUAUAAGAGGUACCCCUCUCUGUGGAGGAGACUAGCUUCAGUUGAAGAGAGAAAGAAGAUAGUUGCAUCCUCACAUGAUCACGGUUACACGACUUUGGCAACCAGCGUGACUCUCCUGAAAGCUUCGGAAGUUGAGGAGAUUCUGGAGGGAAACGAUGAGAAGUACAAAGCAGUUUCCAUCAGCACUGAGCCACCUGCCUACCUCAGAGAGCAGAAGGCAAAGCGCAACAGCCAGUGGGUGCCCACCCUGCCCAACAGCUCCCACCACCUGGACGCAGUGCCCUGCUCCACUACCAUCAACCGGAACCGCAUGGGCCGCGACAAGAAGAGGACUUUCCCCCUCUGUUUUGAUGAUCAUGACCCAGGGGUUAUUCACGAGAAUGCCUCCCAGUCCGAAGUUCUGGUUCCGAUUCGACUUGAUAUGGAGAUAGACGGACAGAAGCUGAGGGACGCCUUCACUUGGAACAUGAAUGGUAGGGAGAAGCUGAUGACUCCUGAAAUGUUUGCAGAGAUUCUGUGUGACGACCUGGAUUUGAACCCCCUGGCCUUCGUCCCUGCCAUUGCCUCAGCGAUCAGGCAGCAGAUCGAGUCGUACCCCACAGACAGCAUCCUGGAGGAGCAGGCAGACCAGCGGGUCAUCAUCAAGCUGAAUAUCCAUGUUGGCAACAUCUCGCUGGUGGACCAGUUCGAAUGGGACAUGUCGGAGAAGGAGAACUCUCCGGAGAAGUUUGCCCUGAAGCUGUGCUCCGAGCUGGGCCUGGGGGGAGAGUUCGUCACCACCAUCGCCUACAGCAUCCGGGGGCAGCUCAGCUGGCACCAGAGAACCUACGCCUUCAGUGAGAACCCGUUGCCGACAGUGGAGAUCGCGAUUCGAAACACGGGGGACGCAGACCAGUGGUGCCCACUGCUGGAGACCCUGACAGACGCUGAGAUGGAGAAGAAGAUCAGAGACCAGGACAGAAACACAAGGCGUAUGAGACGUCUCGCCAACACUGCCCCAGCCUGGUAAAUCAACACAGCAAAUCUUCUUGGAUUCUCAUUCUGAAGAGAACAAAGGAAAACGCUGCAAGCUGAUUGGCCUAAAAUACAGACAUUCCACUUGCUAGCCAAUCAGAGGCUGCCAUGAAACAGACCCUCUCCCAUGCUGUAUAUGUAAAAGACUGAUGCUCUUGUUUGUCGCCCAUGGAACUGAUCCACAGAAAAUAAUGCCUGUGUGGAAAAGUGUACUGGUAUUGUGAUGUUAAAUUGUUUUUGUAUAGGUGCUGAGGGCACUUUUAGUAAUUUUUUUUUAAAUAAAAGGAAUGCUAAAUA